GAAAAAUAUUAGUUAUUUAAUUUUAAAUAUCUUCAUAUUUACAAUUUCAAUUUCUGGGAUUUUUUAUUAUAGUGAUGCUCUAAAAGCUAAUUACCAAAUAAGCUCAUUAAACCGGUCUAGUUUUCCAGCUGGAUUUGUGUUUGGUGCUGCAUCAUCAGCCUAUCAGAUUGAAGGUGCAGCUAGUGAAGAUGGAAAAGGGCCCAGUAUUUGGGACACUUUUACACUAAAAAACCCUGAAAAGAUAAGGGACCAUAGCAAUGGAAACAUAGCCACUGACAGCUAUCACCAUUACAAGGAAGAUGUUAAAAUCAUGAAGCAAAUGGGCUUAGAUGCUUAUCGCUUCUCCAUUUCAUGGCCCAGAUUAUUGCCACGUGGAAGGAUAAGUGGAGGAGUGAACGAACAAGGAAUAAAGUAUUAUAAUCUCCUAAUUAAUAAACUCAUAAGAAAAGGUCUUGAGCCAUAUGUGACACUUUUCCAUUGGGAUCUUCCCCAAACACUUGAGGAUGACUAUGGUGGCUUUUUGAGCCCUCAAAUUGUGGAUGAUUUUUGGGAUUAUGCAGAGCUAUGCUUUAGGAGAUUUGGUGAUAGAGUGAAAUAUUGGAUAACUUUCAAUGAGCCGUACACCUAUGCCGUCGGCGGCUAUGUUACCGGAGAAUAUGCUCCGGGAAGAUGCUCCGGUUGGCAAAGAUUAAACUGCAGCGGCGGAGAUUCGGGUGUGGAGCCGUAUCUGGUGGCGCACCACCAGCUUCUUGCUCAUGCAACCGCAGUCAAUAUAUACAAACAAUAUUAUCAAGAAUCACAAAAGGGCAAAAUUGGAAUUACAAUAGUGGCUGGAUGGAUGAUACCUUUCUCCAAUGAGAGCAUCCACCGCGAGGCUACAAAUCGGGCACUCGACUUCACUUUUGGAUGGUACAUAGAACCACUGACGAAGGGCGAUUAUCCCAAGUCAAUGAAACGCGGCGCAACCGGCAGAAUUCCAAAAUUCACAAAGGAAGAAAGUGAGAUGGUGAAGGGUUCAUUUGAUUUCUUGGGUUUGAAUUAUUACACAACUUACUAUGUCAAACAUUUCCCACGUGCCAAUAAUUCUUCUAUUACCUCCUACUUGACAGAUUCUCAAGCACAUAUUUCUCCUGAAAGAAAUGGUGUCCCAAUAGGCCCAAAGGGUGCAUCAGAUUGGCUUUAUGUAUACCCAAGAGGGAUACGAGAUGUAUUACUAUAUGUCAAAACAACUUACAACAAUCCUACAAUAUACAUCACUGAGAAUGGUAUUGAUGAGAUAAACAACUCGACGUUAUCUGUCGAGGAAGCACUUGUUGACAACAUGAGAGUAGACUAUUUCUACAGACAUCUUUCUUAUGUUCAGAAAGCAAUUCAGAGAGGGGUCGAUGUCAGAGGAUUCUUCGCGUGGUCGUUGAUAGACAACUUUGAGUGGAAUUCUGGUUAUACGCUUCGUUUUGGAUUGAACUACGUCGACUAUAAAGACGGGCUAAAGAGAUACCCGAAACUAUCAGCCAAAUGGUUUAAAAACUUUCUGCAGAACUAGAGAUAUACCCAUUUCGAAUACGACGUUUUUCUUGUUAAAUCUGUUCGAU
Molecule: messenger RNA, 1592 nt
Organism: Erythranthe guttata (spotted monkey flower)
Lineage: Eukaryota; Viridiplantae; Streptophyta; Magnoliopsida; Lamiales; Phrymaceae
Product: beta-glucosidase 24-like
Biological process (GO): carbohydrate metabolic process
Molecular function (GO): beta-glucosidase activity
Source: RefSeq, a predicted model, not a curated record